AUGAAACCCGUCCUUGAGCAGUAUUCCAACAAGGUUGCCGGCAAGGAUUUCGGAAUUUGCUUCAAUCCGGAGUUCCUCAGGGAAGGCACCGCAAUUGCCGACUUCCACGCACCUCCGAAAACUGUCAUCGGUGUUUCGGACCAGAAAACCGCGGACGUUCUGGCUGAGAUCUAUGCUCCUGUGGACGAAAGCCCGAUCGUGACGACCGUUGAGGUCGCCGAGUUGGUGAAGUAUGUCGACAAUGUCUGGCAUGCCACCAAGGUCUGCUUCGCCAACGAAGUCGGUCGUCUUUGCAAACCGAUGGGCAUCGACAGUCACGCGGUCAUGGACAUUUUUGUUCAGGAUACGAAGCUCAAUCUCUCUCCCUAUUACCUGAAGCCGGGCUUCGCUUUCGGAGGCUCCUGCCUGCCCAAGGAAGUGCGUGCUGUCACGCAUCUGGCGGAAAAGCUCGGCGUGUCGACGCCGCUGAUGGAUUCCCUGACGCCAUCCAACGAGAAACAGAUUGAUCAGGCCAUCGGGAUGAUCCGCGAGACCGGCGCGAAAAAGGUUGCCGUCCUGGGUGUCGCGUUCAAACCUGGAACCGAUGACCUGCGCGAGAGCCCGGCUCUUGAACUCAUCUCCGAGCUUCAGCGGGACGGUAUCGAAGUGGUCGCCUAUGAUCCGGCCAUCCAACCAGGUCCGCACAUCGCACAGCAGUUUGAAUACAUGCGCUAUGCGGCACCUCAUCUUCAAGAAGUGGUCGACGGUCUUGCCGGGUUCAUGAAAUCAACGCCGAAAUCCGCGAUCCGCGACGCAGAUGCGAUCAUCGUUACUCAAAAACUGCCGGAGCUUCGGAGUGUGCUCAGGUCGAAGAAGGAAGAGGCAACGGUCGUGGACCUAGUCCGCAUUUCCGCAGAAGUCCCGAACUCUUCCCACUAUAUCGGAAUAGGCUGGUAG
Messenger RNA from Effrenium voratum, 936 nucleotides. NCBI's taxonomy places the organism in Eukaryota, Dinophyceae, Suessiales, Symbiodiniaceae. The record is from the annotation of a GenBank genome assembly.